Molecule: messenger RNA, 4372 nt
Organism: Colletotrichum scovillei
Lineage: Eukaryota; Fungi; Ascomycota; Sordariomycetes; Glomerellales; Glomerellaceae
Exons: 2
Coding region: 221-3916 (1231 amino acids)
Cellular component (GO): intracellular membrane-bounded organelle
Molecular function (GO): phosphatidylinositol binding
Source: RefSeq, a predicted model, not a curated record
AAGCGUCCAACGGUCACACCUCAACAUCAUCCGCCAUCCACUAUCCACACGUGUCUCUCGACCCGCACCUUCACGUCCCCUGAAAUCGAUAAAGCCCAGCCAAGUCGACCUAUUCUUCUUCUCCUCCAGAUCUUCCGACUCAGCAGCUCCCGAGAGUACCGCAGUUUUCGACAACGUACGAUGUAGCGACAGCCUAUCGCCCCUCACAACCGAUCUGGAUAUGGCCUUGCAAGGAAGAGAACUGAUCCUUGCCGCCAUCACAUGCUUCAUAGCCUGGGGCUAUGCUGUUAGCUGGGUCCCGGUCUUGAGAUGGGUAGGAUACGCCUUGGUGGGAGGGGUGAUCUUGACCGUUGUCGCCUUUCUCACCCUCGUCCUCGUUACGUCGCGCGGCUUCGGCCGUGGUUUGCGACACCGAUCCCCGCGACCAAAUGGCCCUGCAUUCCUCGCACCCAAGGCCUGGGCCCGACAGGUCUCAAGCCUUCAAACAAGACAGGCUUAUACGAAAGUCGCUCUCGACCCGAACUCCAAACGCAUAUCCAAAGCCCUCGACGACCUCCUCGAACUCAUCAUACGGGAUUUUGUCAGCUCGUGGUAUUCCAACAUCAGCAAAAACCCAGUCUUCUCCAACGAGGUCGAUAAAGCUGUGCGCGAUGCCCUCAUCAACAUUCGAGAGCGCCUCUUGGAGCUUGACCUCGUCGACAUCGUCACCACUCGAAUCGUACCGAUGCUCAACGCCCAUUUCCGCGAUUUCUACGAGGCCGAGCGAGCUGUCCGAGGGAAGAAACUCAAUCGAUCGGUGACGGAAUCGGAGGAGCUGGACCUCGCAAUUGCCUCCAAAUAUAAGGAUGGGAAGCUCCAUCCCGCAGCUUCGUUAUCAUUUCCCGACACAAAGCUCGUACAGCAAGAUUAUUUGCGAAAGAUGGUGUCUGGAAUUCUGCCAAAAGUCCUACAGCCAAACAUGCUUGCCAGUCGAGCCGUCUCGAGCAUCAUCCGAGAGAUCGUCGCCUGUGCUGUGCUAUUUCCCGUAAUGCAAAUCCUAGCCGAGCCGGAUACAUGGAAUCAAGUUAUGGAAAACUACGGGCGUUCGAUGUUGCAAGACCGGUCGACAGUCCGUAAGCUCAGGGCGGCGUUGGAUCAACAUGCUUCUCCAGCACCAAGAUCGGGCAAGGCUGCCAUUAUACCCCGUCUCUCGCCCACCGAUAGUGAGAGAAAGUUUGAGAAGUUCAUCCGCGCUAUUCGGAAAGUCAGCAAUCUCUCGGAUGCAAGGCGGCUACGGAGCGAGGUUGCGAGCCAGUUGAAGCGGGAUUCCUUGGAGGAGAACCAGGAUCAGGUCUACCUCAGACGACUAGAAAUGGGCAAGCGACUACUGGAUGAACGCGUUCAGCUUCUUGCUGCUGGUGGAAGUCGACAGUCCUCUGCGACUUUGCCCACCCGCCCUUCCGGUGUUCCUCAGGCACCCUCCAAGCUAGAGCAUGCAUCUCUUGUUGACCUGCUCCGAGAUGCGUCAGGCUUGUCGUAUUUCAUGGAGUUCAUGGAUCGUCACCACAUGAUGCCUCUAGUCCAAUUUUGGCUAGUUGUUGAUGGCUUUCGCAACCCUUUGGAGGAUGAGGGCCAAGAUGACGAGCACCUACCGUCCAAUCUACCAAUGUGGACGAGUUCUGACCGUGAGGAUUUGGGCCAGAUUGACCACGCAUAUCUAUCCAAACCCGAACUGAAGGUCUCGAAAGCUUCUCGAGAUGAGGUGCGCGCUUUCCUGAACGCCGGCAAGACAGCCACUCCCGAGCAGUACUACAGAGCUCGCAGAGCAAUCUUGAGGGCCCAGACAGCUGUCUUGGACGCAAUGCAAGCCCAAUUCUUCCAGGCCUUCAAGAAGUCUGAUCUGUUCUACAAGUGCUUAGCCUCACAAGAAGCGUCAGCGAAAAGUGCACCACUACCCGUUGCAGAGCCGUCAGCGUCUACUCCAGCACCUCCAGCACACCCACCGACGCAUCGAAGCUCUCAUUCCUUCCAAUUUAAGCCCAGUCCUGUGACCCGUAUAGCCCCAAGGUUAACACGACCACUGUCAAGGCGAGCUGGUUCUGCAUCGGAUUUGGCCAGCCUCACUCUUAACGGGAACGGUUCCGAAUCGCUCUCUAAGCAACGUCGUUCUUUCGAGGAAGAUGUUUCAACCCCGCUGUUUGACGACGACGAUUUCGAUCAGGAGGGCAUGAUGGACUCGGUCGCUAGUCUUGACCAGGACGCAGGCAAGCCUCCUGUGCCAGAUACGAACGUGGUGCAAGCAAUGGAAGAAGCUCUGAACAAUAUAAUGGAGGACAAUCGGCCGCAAACGGCUGAAGAGUUUCGAGAGUCAUUGUUUGGGACGGAUGAUCAAGUCGACAGGUCAAGCUUAUUUUCUGGAGAUAACGAAUCCCUUCGCGGAUCACUUGAAAUGCCGAGACCUGCAGCUUCCUCCAAGGAAAUCGACAAACCAAGCCUUGCAUCUCUUGGUCUCGUUAGCGCGGCAUCUCGUAUUGGAGUGUUUAUAGAUGACGAUCUUUUUGGUGAUGAGGAGAAGUACCUUUCUGACGAACGAGACGAUCCAGAGGAAGAGACGAAAGGCGAUGUUGAGGACGAAAUCCAGGAAGCAGCCCCUGGUGACCUUGGGCUAGCAGAAGCUAUCACGGCGUUGUCCAAUGAUAUUGACCGCCUCAUAGCACAAGAUGCUAUUGUCGAGUCACUAACAAAGAAGGCGGACCUCACGAACAACACGGCUGAGCUUCGUAUUCUGCGGAAGUCCAAGGCGAGUUUGCAACGUGAAAUCCGUCGCAAAGAACUUCAAAGGCAACAGUACGUUGUUCAAGAGAGCGACAACAGCUUGUACGGGCGGUCAACGAUCAAGAUCAAGGCCAUCCAAGUCGGCAAGGAAGACGAUGGAAGGGAAUUCGCCCUGUAUGUGAUCGAGGUGCAAAGAGAUGCUGGCGAGAAGAUGCCAGCCGCGACUUGGAUGGUUACUCGCCGGUAUAGCGAGUUCCACGAUUUGCAUCAGAGACUUCGCUCAAGAUAUCCUUCUGUUCGGAACUUGGAAUUUCCCAGGCGAAGGAUGGUUAUGAAGUUCCAGAGUGAAUUUCUACGCAAACGACGGACGGCCCUUGAGAAGUACCUCCGAGAUCUCCUUCAGCUUCCAGAGGCGUGCAGGAGUCGAGAUCUGCGAGCAUUCUUGUCACAAAGUGUGAUAGCGCAAGGCCAAGAUCUUGUGGAUCGCGAGGACAAGAAAGACAUGAUCACAAGGUUCUACGACUCCGUCACGGAUGGAAUGGAAGACAUCCUCGGCAACAUUCCUGUCUUGGAUCAAUUGUCUGUGGCUGGUCAGAAUCUCAUCGCAGCAGCCACUAACCAGCUGAACGCUAUGCCACUACCUGUUAACGAGGAUGGUGUCAGCGCUGCUGAGGCCGAGGCUGAACUGAACGCUUUCGAGAACAAGGAGCUAGAGUCUUUCAUCAAGCCUAUCUGCGACAUCUUCUUAGAAGUCUUUGAACUCAACCGAGGAAACAACUGGCUUCGAGGUCGUGCUGUGGUUGUUGUCCUUCAACAGCUACUGGGCGGCACAAUCGAGCGCAAGGUUCGAGACAAUGUCAAGAUGCUCGUACAGGAAGAUGCCAUCAUCAAGUACAUCGCCCUGCUCAAGGAUAGCAUGUGGCCCGGCGGUGAAAUGAAUAAGAACAAGCAACCGAGGACGUCAUCAGAGAAGAAGAAGACGAGGACGGAAGCCAGCUUGAUGUUGGCUACCCUUAUACCCGACCUAGCAGGAAGCGUUGUCGGAAGAGUGAAUGCACAAGCAGCCAGCCGGCGUGUGUUCGCAACCUUCAACAAUUCGAGACUCAACGCACACUUAGCCUUUACGUUUAUGGAUGAAUUGAUAGAAACUUUGUUUGGUUAAGACGCGCAGGCUUUGCUUACUUGGUCAGUUUGAUACCAUUCGGAUGUGUUUACAGAUGAUGCGGCGACGGGAGUACGAUCAUUCAACCCAAACCGGCGGCAUACGCCGGAAACGAUUAUGAGGUUGCAUGAGGAGGCGUCUGGUUUAAUAUUUCUUCGUCCGGAAGUACAUACAUACUUAUUCACACUCAUGACAGGGGAGAGGAAGGCGGAUGGCCCAAGAAGUGGCAUAUAAUGCAAAAGUCCCGACAGGGAUCUAUUCACGGAAAGAUGUAAUGAAGCGACAAGAGGCACGAGACUGUGUCCUACGAAGUCCACGGGAGGAUAUGCGGCUUCCCAGGAAUCGCGACGAAUUGUCUAGUCAACUAGAUACGCAAACUUACAUGAAGAAGCUAGGCAGAGACCUCCAAAUUCGCGAGAUUAAUGAAGCUCAAGACACAUUCAAGUCAAUGGUGAG